GGGAAUUUCGUUUCUGGGGGCGCAUUUCUUUUCAGCUGAUCCCUUAGCACCCUCGCUCAUCAUGUCCUCGUCGCCAACUGCUACCCCUUUGAUCUCACCCUCUUCUCCCUGGCUGUCGUGUUGAUGUCGCAUACUACUCUUGAAUCCUACCACAUGUCCCACGAACUUCCUUAGGACCUUCUGUCCACACCUCACAAUGGUGACCCAUCCCGCCCAUGUCGUAGCCUCCUCGAAGCGCACAUCCAUCGAGUCCGCCGGUGAAUCUGAGACUUCCCUGACACGCCACUCCCGAGAACAUGGCCACCGCGGGCGUCGCGAGGAGGACUUGGAGGCUCAGAACUCGUUCAUCGUUGAGAAUCAUCCGCAACAUAUCCGGAUCCGGGACAAUGCGGAACACCAUCACCACGAUGCAGACGGGGCACCACCGAACCUUCAUCGCAGUGAAACCGGGGUCUCCAAAUACUCGACAAGGUCUCUGCGGAGGAGGGGUCGAGCAGAGACCGCCAAUGUCAUGUAUGGGGCGGGCGACAUGGGCAGAACAACAGGCUGGACUCCGGGGCAAGAGCCAGGAAUUGACACAAGUGACCCGGCUCCUCCCUACAGUCUGGGUGCCACCACGCCCGCUGAUGCUGCGCAUCUGGAAAGAUUGAAUCAACGGUGUGAGAUUACGGUGGUGGACUUCAGCAACGAGACGGUGUCCACCACAGACCUGGACAACGACAACCUCGAAGAAUUUCUCCAAGAAGGUCCCCCAGAAUGGGCUGAUGUUCGGUGGAUCAACGUCAAUGGCCUUUCUUGGGACGUGAUUCGGGUACUGGGCAACCACAAACACCUCCAUCGGCUUGCCAUUGAGGAUUUAUUCAACACCAAGAAUCGCACAAAGGUCGACUGGUACAGUGACCAUACCUACAUGAUCCUUCCCUUGCAGAAGCUCAUCAACAUAGAGGAGAAUGAAUCCGAUUAUGAUUCUGACACCGACGAUAAAGACGACUCGAAAUCUGACGACGCCGAGUCCGAGUUUCGGAGCAGGAUCACUACAGAACGCCAGCGAAGACAACGGCAACGGAAACGGAAAGGUGCUAUCCGGUCUUUGAUUGAGGAUUUACAGAAACCGCUUCAGAAGAAGAACAAGAGGAAACAGACCGCUGGACCUCCAGAUAUCGUAGGUAACGGACUCCAGCCCUCGAACAGCUUCAGACACUCGAGCAAGGUGGAAACGCCAUGGGCGCCCAGGACCAUCCGCACUAUGCAACGAUAUCACGCCGGCCCAAAUCAAGACCGCAUCGAGUACAUGGAGCGCCACGCUGUGCUUGCUCACAAGGGUUAUGGUGUCUCUAUGGAACAAGUCUCUAUUUUCCUCUGUGCGGACAACACUGUCAUCUCCUUUUUCGAGUACUCGGCGCACGAUGUGCAGACACCCAUCAUCCGCCGAUUGCAGUCCCCUGGCACAAUUCUCCGUCAGUGCUCGGACGCCAGCAUGCUUUGUCAGGCGAUCCUUGAUGCAAUCAUCGACCUUGCUCUCCCCGUGACAACGGCAUAUCAAGAUGCAAUAGGGGAUUUAGAACUCGACGUUCUCACCGACCCGGACAUCCAUCAAUCAUCCACUUUGUACAUCUUGACCUCUGAAAUCGCCAUCCUCCGCAACGCUAUCGCUCCGGUGGUUCAGCUCAUCGGGGCACUCAAGGACCACAAGACCAGCGCCCAGCCCGCGACGACAAACCAUUCGCGCAUCGCCAGCCCGGCUGUGCUCGACCAACAGAACAACGACCCCAUGAACAAGGCCCCGCUCUAUCAGGCCCAGACCAACAACCUCCGAAAGCACUACAGUGCUCCACCGUUAGUGAGCGGCGUCGAGAUCUCCCCGCUCACAGUCACCUACCUCGGAGACGUGGAAGACCAUGCACUCCUCAUCCAGGACGGCUAUGACCAGAUGCGCCGCAACGCCGACAAUCUCGUCGACCUGAUCUUCAACACCGUGUCCGCGUAUCAAAACGAGUCGAUGAAGCAACUCACCAUCGUGACCUGCUUUUUCCUCCCGCUGACCUUUUUGACCGGCUAUUUCGGCCAGAACUUUGUGCAUUUCCCCGGCGUGAAUAAGCACAGCGACGCCUUCUUCUGGGUCAUUGCGACGCCCGUGUCGGUGGUGGUGUUCUUGCUGCUGAUGAGGGACGUCAUGAUCCGCUGGCUCGCCCGCUGGGCGAACAAGGCGUUGAUCGCGAGAGGGAGAAAGCGGCGGUUGGCGCAGAGUGGACAGGAGCGUUGACCGAUCGGUCUGUCUGCCUAGCCGCCGGGGAUCUAUGGGAUGAGGUAGAAUUAGAUGGGGGGUGGGUUUGGGAUUUUCUUUCGAGCAAGCGUUGGACACUGCGUUGCACAGUUGUCCAUGUAUCAUCUUGGAUUUCUCUCCCGUUCCUAGCUAGCUCUGUGUUUUGUAGUUUCCUUUCUCGUGAAUCAGUCACGUCACGCGUACAUACCCCGUCUCUCUGUAUACGAAGAGUACCUUUUCUGCCCAAAUGGUCUCCUGGACUACAUAUGUGCGGUACAUAUGUCCAGGACACAUAGAUCUUGCAGAGCCGGAUGGGCAUUGCGCGUGUCCUCUUCACCACCGCAACAGAUAUCGUUCGAGACAGAGUGAGUGAUUUGUAGAGCUAGGUAUUGUUUCAGCCCCG
Molecule: messenger RNA, 2666 nt
Organism: Cladophialophora immunda
Lineage: Eukaryota; Fungi; Ascomycota; Eurotiomycetes; Chaetothyriales; Herpotrichiellaceae
Exons: 1
Coding region: 197-2263 (688 amino acids)
Biological process (GO): transmembrane transport; metal ion transport
Cellular component (GO): membrane
Molecular function (GO): cobalt ion binding; magnesium ion transmembrane transporter activity; magnesium ion binding
Source: RefSeq, a predicted model, not a curated record